AUGUUUGGAACGCAAUCUCUUUUUAAUAUAGGUAAAAAAUCUAAAAGAAAAUCGAAAGACGAAUCGAGUGAAAAGUCAGCGGCGGUCGUGCCAAACGAAGCGCCAAUAACAAGAACAUCUGAAUCAUUACUUCCUAAUCAUCCAAAAACAAGAAGGAAAACAUUAAUGUCAAAAGUUGCCCCUAACAUAGAUAUUGACUCCUCAGAUGUCACAACAAACUCAACAGUUUCCCAAGCUCCAAUUGCAACAAAUUCAAACAAUUCUGCUACGGCAAAUAUCUCAAGUACUACGACAUCCACUACUCCUUCACACGACUCGUCUAGGAGGCCGGCAAAUAAAACGCCAAUUAGCGUAUUUUCAGAUUCUGAUUCUUCAGACGAUUCAACUUCAGUAGUAACUACAGUAUUUACACGAGAACGAGAAACACUAGAUCAAAUAAUGUUUUCUCCCACAUCUCUUAUACCAUUAGCUAAUGCUAUUCAACUUAAAUUUGAUAUGAAAUUUUCAGAAGGCUUCCCAGCUUUGAUUGAUGCCUCUCUUCAAGCUAAUUCAUCAAGAUACUCUCAAAAAAUUGAUGAUUCAGAACAAGUUAUCUCAGAAGUCGAAACAAUGACAAAAGAAUCAAUGGAACUCUGUAAUCAGCUUGCAGACAAAACCAAUGACAUAGAAACAAAAGCUGAUGUUACUUUAGGCACAAUGAAAAAGACUCACGCGAAAUUAAACUCAUUAAUUGACGCAAAGCUAUCUAUUUCGAUUUAUUUGAUACUGUUCAUAUUCUUUGUGUUUAGAUCUAUUAUUAGCGUCUUAACUUACGUCGGAACCUUUGUUGGCGGUAUUUUCAAAGCAAAUAUCGCAACAAAACGAGAAGAGAGGAAAAAGAAAGAAUAA
Molecule: messenger RNA, 888 nt
Organism: Trichomonas vaginalis G3
Lineage: Eukaryota; Parabasalia; Trichomonadida; Trichomonadidae
Exons: 1
Coding region: 1-888 (295 amino acids)
Source: RefSeq, a predicted model, not a curated record